This is a messenger RNA of Monodelphis domestica (gray short-tailed opossum), 3396 nucleotides long. It is a transcript of the gene UBA7, whose product is annotated as ubiquitin like modifier activating enzyme 7. NCBI's taxonomy places the organism in Eukaryota, Metazoa, Chordata, Mammalia, Didelphimorphia, Didelphidae. The record is from RefSeq and is a predicted model, not a curated record. Gene Ontology annotation, molecular function: SUMO activating enzyme activity. Gene Ontology annotation, cellular component: cytoplasm; SUMO activating enzyme complex. Gene Ontology annotation, biological process: protein sumoylation.
GCUUUCAUUUUCACUUUCCCAGAAAAGAAAAAAAGGAGGGAACAGAGAAGAGCUGAGUCUUUGUGCCUUUUCUCUUUGCUCCUUCUCUCUAGCUGAGCAGAGCCCUUGGAGUGGGGGGUCAGGGAGCUUCCAGAGCUGAGACAGCACAGACCUGGGAGGGAAAUAAAGGGAACGAGGGGGGCGCCUUGGCUCUGGCCAUUCUGAACCGCCUCUGGGAGCUUGGGGUGAAUUUUGUGGCUGUCUGGGCAUCAGGGCUCUGCCCAGGGGGAUUUAGCCGGGUGUCUGUUUCUGUCCACUUGAGAGAAUGAAGGCCAUUGAGACCUCUUUGGAGAUCAAUGAACAACUGUACUCCAGACAGCUGUAUGUUCUGGGCACAGAGGCCAUGAGGAGGCUGCGGCGGUCUUCCAUGCUGGUGUCUGGCAUGAAGGGGCUGGGGGUGGAGAUUGCCAAGAACCUCGUCCUGGCUGGCGUGGGCAGACUCACUCUGCACGACCCCAGCCCCACCUGCUGGAUGGAUCUGGCUUCCCAAUUCUUCCUGGCAGAGGAGGACAUAGGACAAAACAGGGCCAAAGCAUCUCUGCCCCACCUGGCCCAGCUCAACAGCUCUGUGUGCCUUGAUGCCCACGACGGGCCCCUCGCUGAGAUUGAGCUGCAAGCUUUCCAGGUGGUGGUACUGACAGACUCCACGCUCGAGGAGCAGCUGCAGGUGGGCAGCCUUUGUCACAAGCUCGGGGUGCACUUCGUGGUGGCCAGCACUCGGGGCCUGGUGGGACAACUUUUCUGUGACUUUGGCAAGGAAUUCACCAUCUAUGAGCCCAGCGAGGCAGAACCCUUAGGGAACAGCAUCGGGCACAUCUCUCAGGGCUCUCCUGGGAUCCUCACCGUUCUUGAAGAGAAUGGCCACUGCUUCCAGGAUGGGGACAGGGCGGUCUUCUCUGGCAUCGAGGGCAUGACCGAGCUCAACGACGGCGAUCCCCGGCCGGUCCGGGUUCUAGACAAACGGACCCUGGAGAUUGGAGACACGGCAGCCUUUUCCCCCUACCUACGAAGCGGAACCAUCACAAAGGUCAAGAAACCCCAGACUCGCUCCUAUGAAGCCUUGUCCUCCUCCCUGCACCGUCCCAGGAUCAUGGCAGCCAGUUCUCGGGAGACAGAGCGUGCCCGAUGCUUGCACCAGGCCUUCCAAGCUCUGCACAAGUUCCAGGCCCAGACUGGCCGCCUCCCCAGACCCUGGGACCUGGGGGAUGCCAAUGAGCUGGUGGUCCUGGCCCGGGGUCUGGAACCCCUUCAGGGAGAUCACGGAGAAAAGGGGAACGAGGCCCUCGAUGAGGCGCUGGUGAAAGAGUUUGCCAUGACUUGCACGGGGGACCUGAGCCCAGUCAGCUCGGUGAUUGGCGGGAUAGCAGCCCAAGAGAUGCUGAAGGCAGCCUCAGGGAAGUUCACCCCACUGGACCAGUGGCUGUACUUUGAUGCCCUUGAAUGCCUGCCAGAAGAUGGACAGUCCCCCCUGGGACCAGAGGGGUGUGCCCACAGAGACUGCCGUUAUGAUGGACAGAUUGCGGUGUUCGGGGCUGAUUUCCAGAAGAAGUUGGGGGAGCAGAACUACUUUCUGGUCGGGGCAGGGGCCAUUGGCUGUGAGCUGCUCAAGACCUUUGCCAUGGUGGGGUUAGGAGCUGGGCCGGGUGGGGGCAUCACCGUCACCGACAUGGACACCGUGGAACUCUCCAACCUCAGUCGUCAGUUCCUUUUCCGGUCACAGGACCUGAAUAAGCACAAGGCAAAAGCAGCGGCUCUAGCUGUGAAGGACAUGAACCCAGCUCUCCGUGUGACGGCACACACAAAUGAACUGGGCCCCGACACCGAGCACGUCUACGGGGAGGACUUCUUCUCCAGCCUCGAUGGUGUGGCUUGUGCCCUGGACACUUUCGAGGCCCGUCAGUACGUGUCUGAACGCUGCAUCCACUCUCUGAAGCCAAUGCUGGAGUCAGGCACUCAGGGCAUCCAAGGAGAAGCUGCCAUCUUUGUGCCCUUCCUGACCCAGCCCUACAGCAUGCCUCCCGAAGAUGCCAUCGAAACGGCAUACCCCAUCUGUACCCUGCGCUACUUCCCCAGCACCAUUGAGCACACCCUGCAGUGGGCCCUGAAUGAGUUUGAAGGGCUGUUCCGAUUGCCGGCGGAGACAAUUAACCGCUACCUACAGGAACCCGACUUCCUAAAGCGAAUGGAGGGGCCACAAGCUCUAAACUGUCUGAGGACAGCCAGCACUUCCUUCCUCCACCCGCCACAGUGCUGGCGGGACUGCGUGGCGUGGGCCCAGAGCCACUGGCAGCAUUGCUUCCACGACAGCAUAAGCCACCUUCUUCAGGUCUAUCCCCCGGACAAGGUGGACGAGGAAGGAGUCCCCUUCUGGUCCGGAGCCAGACGAUGUCCCCAGCCCCUGGACUUCGACCUCAGCAGUGACGCCCACCUGGAUUAUAUUCUGGCAGCUGCCAACCUGUACGCCAAGACCCACAAGCUGGCAGGCUCCCAGGACCGGGACGGACUGCGGGGGAUGCUGCAGGCAUCCCCGGCCCUCGCCUCCGUCUUCGCCGGUGACCGGCAGCUGGAAGAGGCCUCGGCAGAGCGGGAUCCCGCCCAUCUGCAGGCGCUGCUCUCCGCCCUGGAGCGGUGGCCGGGCACCUCCUUGGAGCCGCAGCUGUUUGAGAAGGACGAGGACGGUAAUUUCCACAUGGAUUUCGUCGUGGCUGCGUCCAAUCUGCGGGCAAAGAACUAUGGCAUCCCCCUGGCUGACCGCAGGAAGAGCAAGAAGAUAGCAGGGAGGAUCAUCCCAGCCAUAGCCAGCACCACGGCCGUCGUGGCUGGGCUGAUGGGCUUGGAGCUGUAUAAGGCUGUGAUGGGGCACCGGCGCCUCAGCUCCUACCGCCAUAGCUCCCUGCACCUGGACGGGCCUCACCUGGCUCGCUGGGCCCCCGCGGCUGCCAGCGUCCAGCAGUAUCGUGAUAUGAAGUGGACAGCCUGGGACCGCCUGACAGUGACUGCUCCUGCCCCAGGUCAGCCAGAGAUGACCCUGAAGGACCUGCUCAGCUAUCUCCAGGAGAAGCACCACCUUCCAGUGACCAGGUUACUGCUAGACUCCCAUCUCCUCUACUCAAGGCGCUGUCCAAAAGCUCAGCAAAACCUCCAGCUCAGGGUGACAGAACUGGUGCGUCAGGAGACUCACAAAGAGCUGAAGGAGGGCCAGAAGGAGCUAGUGUUUAGGAUCAGCUGUGAGGACGAAGAUUUGGACACGACCUUCCCCCCAUUACAUUACCGCCUCCGCUGAGCCCAGGCUGAAAGGAUGGACACAGGCCUGAGCUACCAGCCCCAGAAUCAUUAAUAAAACAGUUGAUGAAGCCA